Aspergillus ruber CBS 135680 is the source of this 1383-nucleotide messenger RNA. RefSeq lists its product as uncharacterized. Lineage: Eukaryota; Fungi; Ascomycota; Eurotiomycetes; Eurotiales; Aspergillaceae. Bases 1 to 1383 code for a protein of 460 amino acids. The transcript has a single exon. The record is from RefSeq and is a predicted model, not a curated record.
AUGAGCCGUAGCCCAUUCAACACUCAGAAUGAUCCACUGCUGUUUGACUCGUAUGACCAACCCGAUCAAUCCUCGCUCUUUGCCCCGACCCCAGGAUAUGGUUUCUGCCAGACGCCCUCCGUGAUGAGUUUGAUUAGCCCUGAAGACCGCCCAGAUGACGAUUUCCUCCCGCAGCACCGAUCUCCUCAAAUAAGCCAAAUACGACUACUUCAGCUGGAUGAGUGGGAGGAAGGAAGGUUGUAUGAUGAGCUUCCACCCACCUGUCUUCACUAUUCAAUUGUGUGGAAGAUGACCCUCAACAACAAAACUAUCCAGAAAAACACAGAGCAAGACCUGGUGUUGGCUCCGCGGUUUCACUGGCGUCUUUUUUUAGAGCCAAAGUUAAAGGAAGUUGUAGGCAAGAAAUUUCCACAGAAAAGAGUUGAAAUAGAUGAUACAACUGUUGCUGUAUCAGUGAAUCACCGUAAUCAGCCAGACCUCACUCUUUCUUGUGACAAGACUGAGGUGAACUGGCCUGCUGUGGAGAAACAGCUUCUCGUGUGGGGUGAAUUUUUCCAUGCUGGGAAGAAACUAACACUGAAUAUGUCAUUCAACUAUACUGAGGACAGUCAGGACAGUCACUCCCUAAGGCCCAGUCCAAGAGGGACAGAUAAAAGAGGGACUUCAUCUGCUACACAAUUUAUGUUGCUUCAGCGGCAGGCAAACAUCAGUGCACAAGAACAGGCCACUGGGCAACCUCCUACUUGGGACCAUGUUUACAGUCUGAUGCGGUGCUCUAGUGGAGCAUGUGAGCUGGGGCCGCAUUGCUGGCGUGACCCUACAAGCAAGAAGCAUAUUAAGCUGACAGUACAGAAUCUGAGGGCCCUUGUGGACUAUACAGAGGAGGGUGGUGUAUUGAAAUCCCACGAUGACGUCCCUGAGUCAAUUCGUGAAAAACUAUAUAUACAGGAGCAGCAGCGACUUGAGAGGCAAAAGGGAGGCACUCAGUCCACCAAUGGGUAUCCUCCUAUAAACAUCACCAACAUCCUUCCUGUGCAGACUUCUCCUCUUUCUGUGCCAACUACACCGACUCCGAUGCCGACCACGUGUCCGGGAAAAGCGCCUCCGGAUUUCCUUGAGAUCCCUGGUCUGCGAGACCUUGCUGUUGCUGAAUAUAGUGACUGGCAGCAAUCACAAGUAAAUGAUGAGAAACUAAAGGCAGAGUUUCACAAAGCUUGCGAUACUGCCCUUGAAGAUGGACUGGAUCUUGUGCAGAUCCACGAGGAUCAGGAUCCGGGAUUUUUCAUCAAGAACGGCGUCAAAAGAGGCAUUGCUCGUCGUUUUGCUGGGGACAUCAAUUAUUGGGUCAAGCAUUGUAAGUGCAACAUAGAAGAUAGACUAUAG